AGGCUCCGGCCGCGAGAGGAGAGGCCGCGGUGGCGCCGCGCCGCCCCCGACGGCGCCCUCUGGCGGCGAGAGCUGGCGCCGCCGGGGCACGGGGAUGCUGCGGGAGACCCCUGAGAUACAGGUGGACUCUCCCGGGGCGUAGGGAAGAAGGGAGAGCCGACUGCGAGAAGGAAGGCGAGCUGGCGGGGCAGGAUACCCUCUGGAAAGAUUACAGGGACAGUCGGGGCCAUGACGGUCAGAGGGAGAAGAGCAACUAGGGGAUUUUAAAGGUCGGAACAGAGAUGCCCUUUACAGAGGACGCCAUGAAGGAGAACCUUCUGAAGAGGGACUAUGUGGAAGAUGCCCCGAGGACUCGGGGAGGCGGAGCCCGCGGGUUCAGACCCCAGCGCCCGCACGGCCCCUGCCUGCGGAGGCCGCCCGCUGGAGCCGGACCCCGGGCGCGGUUGCUGGGGCCCGUAGGGUCGCUGGGCCGCAGGCGCCGCGCUGAUUGGCUGCGCCGCGGGCGGAAGUGAUGCUGCUGUCACUGCUCCUCCGGCUCCCGGGAAGCCGCGAGUUUCCGCAGGGAGGCGGCGGCAGCUGCGGCCGGGCCGGUCUGUAGCCUUUGCUGAGUCAACACUACUCAUGGUGAAGGUGAUGCCUUUUCUCCAUUUGCACAACAUGAGUGUGGCGUGGUCAGCCAGACCAGGAGCUCAACCUCAUGUAGAGUCCAGUCCACUGCUCUGAUGCCGAAGGGGAGGCAGAAAGUGCCAUACUUGGAUGCCCCCCUGGGCCUGCCCACCUGCCUCUGGCUGGAAUUAGCUGGGCUCUUCUUACUGGUUCCCUGGGUCAUGGGCCUAGCAGGGACAGGUGGGCCUGAUGGCCAGGGCCCAGGGGGGCCGAGCUGGGCUGUGCACCUGGAAAGCCUGAAAGGUGACGAGGAGAAAGAGACUCUGGAGCAGCAGGCGGAUGCCUUGGCCCAGGCAGCAGGGCUGGUGAAUGCUGGACGCAUCGGAGAGCUUCAGGGGCACUAUCUCUUUGUCCAGCCUGCUGGGCACAGGCCGGCCCUGGAGGUGGAGGCCAUCCGGCAGCAGGUGGAGGCUGUGUUGGCUGGGCAUGAAGCUGUGCGCUGGCACUCAGAGCAGAGGCUGCUAAGGCGGGCCAAACGCAGCGUCCACUUCAAUGACCCCAAGUACCCACAGCAGUGGCACCUGAAUAACCGACGGAGCCCGGGCAGGGACAUCAACGUGACGGGUGUGUGGGAGCGCAAUGUGACUGGGCGAGGGGUAACAGUGGUGGUAGUGGAUGAUGGAGUGGAACACACCAUCCAGGACAUUGCACCCAACUAUAGCCCUGAGGGUAGCUAUGACCUCAACUCUAAUGACCCUGACCCCAUGCCCCACCCGGACGUGGAGAAUGGCAACCACCAUGGCACGCGAUGUGCAGGAGAGAUCGCAGCUGUGCCCAACAACAGCUUCUGUGCCGUGGGCGUGGCCUAUGGGAGCCGCAUCGCAGGUAUCCGGGUACUGGAUGGACCUCUCACAGACAGCAUGGAGGCAGUGGCGUUCAACAAGCACUAUCAGAUCAAUGACAUCUACAGCUGCAGGUAUUUAUUUCUCAACAGCUGGGGACCAGAUGAUGAUGGGAAGACAGUGGAUGGCCCCCAUCAGCUUGGAAAGGCUGCCUUACAACAUGGAGUGAUUGCUGGUCGCCAGGGCUUUGGGAGUAUCUUUGUGGUAGCCAGUGGCAACGGAGGCCAACACAACGACAACUGCAACUACGAUGGCUACGCCAACUCCAUCUACACGGUCACCAUAGGAGCUGUGGAUGAGGAGGGACACAUGCCUUUCUAUGCAGAAGAAUGUGCCUCCAUGCUGGCAGUCACCUUCAGUGGUGGGGACAAGAUGCUUCGGAGCAUUGUGACCACUGACUGGGACCUUCAGAAGGGCACUGGCUGCACCGAGGGCCACACAGGGACCUCAGCUGCAGCGCCUCUGGCAGCUGGCAUGAUAGCCUUAAUGCUGCAGGUGCGGCCCUGCCUCACGUGGCGUGACGUCCAGCACAUCAUUGUCUUUACCGCCACCCGGGUGAGAUACCACCAGUACGAGGAUCGCCGUGCGGAGUGGGUCACCAACGAGGCAGGCUUCAGCCAUAGCCACCAGCACGGUUUCGGCCUGCUCAAUGCUUGGAGGCUCGUGAAUGCAGCCAAGAUCUGGACAUCUGUCCCUUACUUAGCAUCCUACGUCAGUCCCAUGUUAAAAGAAAACAAGGCGAUUCCGCAGUCCCCCCGUUCCCUGGAGGUUCUGUGGAAUGUCAGCAGGAUGGACCUGGAGAUGUCGGGGCUGAAGACCCUGGAGCAUGUGGCAGUGACAGUCUCCAUCACUCACCCACGGCGCGGCAGCUUGGAACUGAAGUUGUUCUGCCCCAGCGGCAUGAUGUCCCUCAUCGGUGCCCCCCGCAGUAUGGACUCGGAUCCCAACGGCUUCAAUGACUGGACCUUCUCCACUGUGCGAUGCUGGGGGGAGAGAGCCCGAGGGACCUACAGGCUUGUUGUCAGGGAUGUCGGGGAUGAGUCAUUCCAGGUCGGCAUCCUCCGGCAAUGGCAGCUGACCCUAUAUGGCUCUGUGUGGAGUCCAGUAGACAUCAGGGACAGACAAAGCCUGCUAGAGAGUGCCAUGAGUGGAAAAUACCUGCACGAUGACUUCGCCCUGCCCUGCCCACCGGGGCUGAAAAUUCCUGAGGAAGAUGGUUACGCCAUCACCCCCAACACCCUCAAGACCCUGGUGCUGGUAGGCUGUUUCACCGUCUUCUGGACUGUUUACUACAUGCUGGAAGUAUAUUUGAGCCAGAGGAACGUGGCUUCCAACCAAGUUUGUAGGAGUGGACCCUGCCACUGGCCCCAUCGGAGCCGGAAAGCCAAGGAGGAAGGGACAGAGCUGGAAUCAGUGCCACUCUGCAGCAGCAAGGAUCCAGAUGAAGUGGAAACAGAGAGCAGGGGCCCUCCCACCACCUCUGACCUCCUUGUCCCAGACCUGCUGGAGCAAGGGGACUGGAGCCUGUCUCAGAACAAGAGCACCCUGGACUGCCCUCAUCAGCACCAAGACCUACUGCACGGGAAGGAGGAACAGAUCUGCUGACCUCAGGGCCUGACAGUGUGGGACAGGCUCUUCUUAAAAUUAGGGAGCUCUUGAGAGAAAGCAGCCCUGAUGCUUACAUCUGGAAUCUGAGGCAUCUUCUGACUCCACUCAAAGAGGGUGAGGGCCUUCUUAAGAUACAAAUGGCAGAGGAUUGCUGCCAGAGAAGUCUGGUCAGAGCCACAGGGUCUUCCUCCAGCCAAACGGGAACUUCGGUGAGAAGGUGUUGGACAGGGGAUUGGUGCCGCCUUUGGGUUGCCUCCAUCCUCAUCUCUCUUGGGCCAAGCCGGUUGCCUAGGUUCCCCACACAUGGGGGACCCCCACCCACACAUGAGUUAAGAAGAUGCCUGCCAUAGCCAGGAGCGCAUCUCAAUGGAAACGUCACUGGGGUCACUUGGGAAGAGGACUUUGGGGUAGAGGCUGGAGGAGCCCCUGGACAUCCCUGUCCUGAAAGCGGCUACCUCCAUCAUCCAUUCCCAAGAUGCCUGAUCAGAAGCCAACCUUGAAUGAACCCCUGGCUCCUUCACCUCCGCCCCCACGAUUGGUAUGAUGCUGCUGGCACAGCUGGGAUACACACGGCUCCCCCAGGCCUGAGCUGCUUCACUAGGGAAUCCUGUGGCAGGACUGCAGAGCAGAUGGCAGACGCACAUGUUGGAGGAGAGAGCCUUGGGAGCCACCGCCACUCCAGUCCUGCCACCACCCUGUCUUCCUCUGCAAGUGCUCAGGGAAAUGGCCUUCCCGCUGGAGGCCAACUAUCUGCCUGACAGGCUGUGACUCUUCUCUCAACCUUGGCCUUCUCCCCUCUUCUGAGCUAGUUGGUUGAAUUUUUUUUUAAUGCUUAAGAUUUGUUUUUCUCUUCUCACAGCAACAUUUUCUUGAAUUUUUUUCUGCACAGCUUUUCCAAAAUAAAAACCUUCCAAACAA
Rhinopithecus roxellana (golden snub-nosed monkey) is the source of this 4034-nucleotide messenger RNA. It is a transcript of the gene PCSK7, whose product is annotated as proprotein convertase subtilisin/kexin type 7. NCBI's taxonomy places the organism in Eukaryota, Metazoa, Chordata, Mammalia, Primates, Cercopithecidae. Gene Ontology annotation, biological process: protein processing. Gene Ontology annotation, molecular function: serine-type endopeptidase activity. The coding region runs from base 723 to 3113 and encodes 796 amino acids. Gene Ontology annotation, cellular component: Golgi membrane; trans-Golgi network. The transcript has 17 exons. The record is from RefSeq and is a predicted model, not a curated record.